AUGACUGCCCCUGCCGAAAGAAGAGUUCGUGUCGCAGCGGUUCAGGCAGAGCCUGCCUGGAAUGAUCUGCAGGGUGGUGUCAACAAGGUAAUUUCUCUCCUGGGUGACGCUGGCAAGGAAGGCGCCAAUGUUGUUGGAUUCCCCGAGGUUUUUAUUCCCGGCUAUCCGUGGAGUAUCUUCACCGCAACUCCACUGGACAACGCCCCCUUUAUGGAGGAGUACUUCCAUAAUUCGUUGGCUGUCGACUCGGACGAGAUGCGCCGUAUCCAGGCUGCGGUCAAAGAAAAUGGGACAUUUUGUGUUCUUAGAUUCAGUGAACGUCACCAGGGCUCACUUUACAUUUCCCAGGUCUUCAUCAAUACUGAUGGCCAGAUUGUCCAUCACCGGCGUAAGACCAAGCCAACCCAUGUGGAGAGAGCGUACUGGGGUACCGGCGAGGGCGACUCGUUGAAAUGUGUCGAGCACACACAACCGCUCCUUAGAUACUAUAAGUAUCAGCAGGAUGUCGACAUUCAUGUUCCGUCGUGGCCAGUCCUCUCAGAUAGGCCGGAAUCUGUCGGCUCGCGGUGGCCCUAUUUUAUCACCGGUGAUAUGAGCUCCAGACUAUCUCAGGUCAUGGCAUUCGAAGGUGCAUGCUUUGUCCUUGUCUGCACCCAAGUACUGUCUGAGGAGAACUUCGACAAGAACAAGGUACGAGGUGUAGAACAUAUUCAGGGUACUGGCGGGGGUUUCUCGGCCAUCUUCGGCCCAGGAGGAGAGCCUAUUUCUACCAUGCCAUCCGAUAAAGAAGGAAUCCUGUACGCCAAUGUCGAUGUCAACGACAAACUUCGAGCUAAGCAAUGGCUUGAUGUUGUUGGACACUACUCCAGACCAGACAUGUUGAGCUUGCGUGUCAACACUCACCCCUCCAAGCCAGUGUUCUUCGCAGAGGAGCCAGAGAAAUAG
Penicillium mononematosum is the source of this 945-nucleotide messenger RNA. RefSeq names its product carbon-nitrogen hydrolase family protein. The coding region runs from base 1 to 945 and encodes 314 amino acids. The record is from RefSeq and is a predicted model, not a curated record. Lineage: Eukaryota; Fungi; Ascomycota; Eurotiomycetes; Eurotiales; Aspergillaceae. The transcript is spliced from 4 exons. Gene Ontology annotation, molecular function: catalytic activity.